GCUAAAGCAGAAAGGAACACCGCUUUUCAAUGACACAUGAGGGCUAGUACAGCCAGAUGACUGCAAAUACACAGGAAUAUUUGCUAUGUUAUUGUGACUGUGGGGUGGGUCACCAAAAAAAAAAAAAAACCCACCCACAAACCAUAUGUUUUAAUCUAGAUAUCUGGUAGCAAUAAUGGGGCUAUGCAUUCUUGAGCACCAUCUACUGGUACAUUGCCCAUAAACCAGACAGACAUGCAGAUGUAGAGCACCUUGCAUCAGCUACUGUCACUCAAAAGUGUAGGGCUCCUGGCCAGCUCCAAGCGCAGCACUGCCUAGCACCCAGUCAAACCUCAUGGUUGCGAUCUUGGGGCAAACUGCUCUGAGAGCAAAGGUCUUUGCAAGGCCACGUGCUGAUGGUUGUAUCCACUCCUCCAGGCAGUGCUGCAGCUUGUGGGUAUCUCCAAAAUGCUGCAAUGCAAACAUGCUCAGGAAUUCAGCUUCGGGCCCCGGGCUCUGAAGGACGCUCUGAUCUCCACCAACCCAGCCCUGCAGGAGCUCUACGCCAAAGCUUUUUCCAGUGCGGAGAAGCUGUUUCUUUCUGAAGCCUACAACCCCCAGAGAACGCUCUUCUGCACACUGCUCAUCAGGACAGCUUUUGAUUGGCUCCUCAGCCAUCCCGAUGCCCCUGAGGACUUUGAAACUUUCUACCACUCCAUGCUGAGGAGGAAGCAGAAUUUCUAUCGAAAGCACAUUUACCUGCAGCCUAUAGACCUAAUCGAAGGGCCUGCGGGGCUCUCGCUGCUGGAUUCCCUCCAAAGCUGCGUCGAGUCUUUCUUCCUGGGCUUCCGUGUAAAGUGCCUUCCCUCUGUUCCCAUCUCUUCUAUUCACUGCCGCUACCGCCACAGCCAGGACUCGGACCGAGUGCAGCUGCACGCAGAUGGGAUCCUGAAUUUCCUGAAGAACAACAAGCCCAUGGAUGCACUGUGUGUCCUGGGACUCACACUGCUGGACCUUUACCCGUGUGAGACCUGGAGCUUCACAUUCAGCAAAUUCCUGCCAGGACAAGAAGUAGGAGUCUGCAGCUUUGCCAGAUUUUCUGGGGAUUUCCCCCAGGCUGGUGGUAGCCGCUUGACUCCCCUCACACGGAAGGAGCGGUUAUGCGAAGUCAGUGAGGAAAGCAGAGACCGGACAUUGCCGUUCAGUGCCCUGGAGAUGGUCCAGUGCUGUAAGGUGACCUGCCACGAGAUCUGCCACCUGAUGGGGCUGGGGACCUGCCGCUGGCUGCAGUGCAUCAUGCAGGGCGCGCUGAGCCUCGACGAAGCCCUGCUGCGGCCCCUGGAGCCGUGUCCCAUCUGCCUGCGCAAGCUGCAGUACGUCGUGGGCUUCAAACUCGUUGAGCGCUACAGGAAGCUCUACGCUUGGACACAGACGGUGCUGUCCAGCUGGCCGAGGCAAGAGUCGGCAGAGCGGUCUGCCUCCGAGGACCUCCCCCCGUUCAGCUCAGACUCCGGCAUGUGCUGCGAGAACGACUCCGAGGCGGUGACCUCCUUGUCCGAGCCGCUGACGCCCGACACCUGCAGCCAGGCCCUCUCCAUCGCGUGCAUUGCUGCCCUGGAGAGGAACGUCUCCGAGGAGGAACUGGCGCAGGUAGACAGGACCGUGGACGCCCUGGCCAAGUGGGAAAUGUUUACAGGACAACUGCCUGCUGUGAAGAAGGAUCUACCCUUUGGUAGGGACAACACGGGGCUACGGAAAGUUCUCGGAGACAAAUUUUCCUCCCUGCGGAGGAAAUUGAGUUCAAGAAAACUGUCCAAAGGGGAAUCGUCCCCUCAUCGCUGGAGGUGGGAGGAAAACUAGCGUGGGUCGGCCCUAGGUCGUGCCAGCCUCGCUCAGGCAGCUUUGGUUACGUUAUUGCCCUGCUUCUGAUCUUUCUCAACACAA
Messenger RNA from Struthio camelus australis, 1923 nucleotides. NCBI's taxonomy places the organism in Eukaryota, Metazoa, Chordata, Aves, Struthioniformes, Struthionidae. The record is from RefSeq and is a predicted model, not a curated record.